AUUUUUUUUAACACACCCAGCGGAGCGAGAGCAGCUUGAAGCACAGCCUGCCAACGUUACACAUUACGAAGCCCAGUCUCUCUCGUAUGUGCCUGGAGAGCGUCGUGUCCGAGGCGCAGAGCGCGCUGCGUUUUCGGGACUUCUCGGCUAUUCUAAAAGCGUCAAUAAAUUGUGGAUACAUUCUAUUGAAAAGCUUAACUCACUUGAAAGCUUUUUCACAACCUGGGAUAUGCAAUUGAUGUUAUUUCCAGCGUGAAACCGUCUUAUUCGUGGAAUCUAUUGUUAAGGAUCUGUCAUCGGAGCUUCCAUAUGACUUGGAUUCAUAUAAACGGUAUUCUGGUUUGACACAAAGAUCCAAUGUUUUUCCUUUUUUGGGAACAAGGAACCUGUUUUUAGGACUAUUCUUGGAGCACGAAUAGUUUCUGCGUGUGAUUGAACUUCGAAGAAAGGGAGAAAUAACUGAAUAAUGAAAAUAUUACUUAUGGGUUGACAGCUUUCGCCGCUGCAGACGGAAAAAACGCUCAGUAGCCUAAAUAUUUAUUGUUUGAGCAGGUUGUUUCUUCUGUCUUGUCUGCCCGCUGUAUUCUUCACGGCAGUCUGCUCUUGGACGAAUUUAUUUUGCUUAUUUUGCUGGAUUUAUUUGAAUAAGGCUCGAUUGAAGGGUUUUGUGAACCGAUAUUGAAUUUCACGGAGGAAAUCGCAACUCAUUUGUUUCGGUAUCUGAAGUAGGAUCUGAGAAACUCUUCACCCCCACUACACCCGAAGGUGUGACGACGAAUGAGAAUCCAGAGUCCAAGGCUGUCAGCUCGGCCAAAGUAUCAGGGCUCCAGCGUAGCCAGGAGCAGAGUAACGAGGUGUCCUUCACUCCGCGUGUGUCCAGCCCCACCCCGGCCUCCCCGCCUACGGGCUCCCCUGCCCCCUCUGCCACCGCGGCAGCCCCCCCUCAGCCCCACCCCCCAAGGGUGCGGCUCUCCUCCCCGCCCCCCCCUCCUCAUCAAGAGAGAGUCAGACCGGGCGCUGCCCAUCCCCACCCCUCCCCUGCUGAGGGCCCAGCCCCACCCUCUCCAGGAGCACCGGGUCCCUGUCUCGCUCCCUCUCCCCCAGCACCAACACCACGCCAGGCCUCUCAUCAGCCACCAACAUCACCAGCAUCACCCACUGCAGUACAACAGCCUGCACGACAUCAGUCACAGCGGCAGCAGCGCAGGCCUCCCCAAACACCACCACCUGCCCCCCUCACCACACCACCUGAGCAGCCUCCCCUCCUCCACCCCGGCCCUGCCUCUGUCUAUAGCCAACCUCUCUACCUCACACUAUUCCUCCCUGCGAAGCCCGGCCCAUCGCCAUCCGGCCAUGUUCGCAACCCCCGCCACACUGCCGCCACCUCCGACCUUACCCACUAACAGUCUUGUGGUCCCUGGGCACCCUGCUGGCACCCCCUACCCUGAGCAUGACCUCCUGCGGCAGGAGCUGAACAACCGCUUCCUGGUUCAGAGUUCAGAGGGGUGGAGCCGGGGGCCGUCCUCCGCGGGGUCCCCGCUGGCCCCUGUGUCACUCCUGAGGGGAGAGUUUCACCAACACCAGCACAUGCAUCAGCACCAACACACCCACCAGCACACCUUCACGCCCUUCCCGCCCAGUCUGCCCCCGGCCACCAUCAUUCCUCCGCCCACCGCACCCCCCAUGGUGCGUACCCCAGCCAGAAAUUUUGACAAAUACGCUCCAAAACUGGACAAUCCAUUCAUUAGACAUUCAAAUUUCUUCCCCUCCUACCCCCCCACAAUGCCAGGCAUGCCCCCGCUGCUCCCACACUCAGGACCCUUCAGCUCACUGCAAGGAGCCUUCCAGCCCAAGUCCUCUAACCCCAUAGACGUAGCAUCCCGUUCGGGGGCAGUACCUCACACACUCCUACAGAAGGACCCACGGGUAUCGGAUCCUUUCAGAACAGCAGUUAGAAAACCUGGCAAGUGGUGUGCGGUGCACGUCCAGAUCGCCUGGCAGAUUUACCACCAUCAGCAGAAGAUGAAGCAGAUGCAGGUGGACCCUCACAAACUGGACAUGAAUGGAAAGCUGGACCUGUUCAGUCGUCCCUCUGCCCCAGGAGUGUUUCCUGGGUUUCCCUACACCCACGACCUGGCACGACCGAUGUUCUCCUCCACAGGUUCUGGCCAUCCGGCCGCCUCCCCGUACGGCCCCUCCCCCCACCACAGCGGCUUCCUGCCUCCCAGCCACUUGACAGAUCCUUUCAGUCGCUCCAGUACCUUUGGCGGCCUCGGCAACCUUUCAACCAGUGCCUUCGGAGGAUUAGGCAACCCCUCGCUUGGCUCCAACAAUGUCUUCGGCCAUAAAGAGGGCCCAGGGGGCCUGCCAGGCUUCGGCAGCCCUCACCAUGACACCUGGAACAGGCUCCACCGGACCCCACCCUCCUUCCCCACCCCUCCGCAGUGGCCCAAGUCUGCAGACACGGAGCGAAGCAACUCAGCAAACAGCCACGAGCGUGAACGGGAACGGGAGAGGGAACGGGAACGGGAACGGGAGAGGGAGAGAGAGAGAGAACGGGAGAAAAGGGAUUCAUCCAUCAGCAAAGAGGAUAAGGAUAAAGACAGAGAUUCAAUUGACCGUAACCGUCACUCCAACCGUUCGUCCCCUGCAUCGGCCCCAACCAGCUACCAGAUCAGCAGCCUGAUCCGCUCUAACAGCCAGAACUCCAGUGACUCGGGUCGCCACCACAGCGGCACCGUGGACCGGGUACGGGAGGCAGAGAAGGAGCUCCCGGAGCGCCACCGAGAGGCCAUAGUAGGGGAGGUCAAGGUAAAGGAGAGCCGCUCCCCUGGAGGAGGGAAGGAGGUGACAGACAGAGACAGACGCUCCUCAGAAGACUCCAUCAAACCAGCCCACCGCACGCCCUCCCCCUACUCCAAGGCUGUCCUAUCUGAGACAGGCAUGAAAAUGGCUGGUGGCCCCCCACCCACGCUACUCAAGGAUGGGGACAGGGACAGGAAGGAGGUUCGUCCUUCCUCCGGGGGGGACCUGCUGCUGCACAAGGUGAAGAACGACAUGAAGAUCAAGGAGGAGCGCAAGGAGGACCAGGAUGUGGUGGUUGUGAGCUCCGAGCCAGCCCCUCAGCCUGCUCCUCCUCCUCAGCCUCUACCCCCUCCACCCCCCCAGCCUGGUCACCACCACCACCACCACCACCACCCUCCUCUGUCCCAGCAGCCCCCGCACCCCUCUCCACGCUGCAGUGAAAUGCCCACCCACGGCUCCCUGCACGGGGUGCACAUGGCCCACUCCUUGCCCCUCUCCAUGAGCGCCAUGCACCAGAUGGGCAGUCUCAACGUGCUGGACCGGGCUCGCAUGGCUCCAUUUAUGGGAGUGAGCCCCCUGGCUGCUGCUGCAGGGAGGGACCGGAUGCCCCACCAAGCCUUCCCCUGGGACCCACUGAGGGAGGCCUACCGCAACAUGGACCUGCAGCGCAGGAUGGACUUCCAUCUGAGGGCGGAGCAGGCCCAGCGCUUCCCCAGCAUAUACGAGCAGGAGCGGGCCUACCGGGAGAGAGAGGCCCACGACUACUCCCACCACGAGCACCUGCUGGAGGUACGGCGGGAGCACGAGAGGAUGAGGCAACAGGCAGAGGAGAGGGAGCGCCAGCACCUGAGGGAGGAGCUGGACCGAGCGCGGCUCCACCAGCUGCACCAGUCCCCCAUGGAGGGACACCUGCCACACAUGCCCCCCUUCAUGCCCCACCUGGGCGGCAUGCCCUACCCCAGACUCAGCCCCUCCACUGGACACAAUGGCCUGCUGAACCGGACGCCCCCCACCGCUGCACUUAGCGCCCCCCCUCCACUAGUGGCAGCGGGGAGCGCCAGACCAGCCUCCCCCAGAAGGACUACCCCCCUCACCACCCAGGACCCCCGAGAUUAUUCCCCCUCCCGCAACCCCAAAGAAGUGGAGGCACGGUAGCUUUACAUACAGACAAAGGACAUGGAUGACAAGACUCACUCCCCAAUUUGGAACCUUCUAGAGAGAACAAAAUGCACUGCUUUACAAUGGAGAAAGGCAUUAGUAAACGAGGAAACAGUAUGAUUGUACAAAGGAAAGAUUUGUAAGGUUGAAGAAGCACAUGCCAUGAUUUUAUUUGACAUGGACAGGCUGAUGAUAAUGUUGGUUAGAAGAACACGAAUCAAAAAGUAUGUGUACCUUUGUUUCCAACAUAAAAUUUGAUAUUAAUAUAUUAAUCUAAAACCUUUUUCGAUUUUGAGCGAAAAGUGAUAUUCUGAUUAAAAUGUGUUUGUACAUUUCCUAUCCUUGUUCCAUGUAUAGACAUCAUUUUUAUGAAUUUGUAUUUUGUGCAUUAGUCUCUUAUUUUCAAAAUCUCAGUCCAUUGUGAGACAUAUGAAAGAUGAUGCUCCAUGGUACAGACUGGACUUUUUACCCUUACAACAGUAAUAUAACCUCAUGGUACAUGGAAAUACUCAUUAGUGAUAAUGUACGGAAUUACAUGAAAUAAUUUUUGCGUUUUAUUUGCUUUGCCUUUGAGAUAUGCAGACAAAUAUAUAUUACGAGGUCUUUGUUCGGUCUCUGUAAAGAAAAUUCAUGUAAAUAUCUUGUUGAUAUUCCUUGCAGCAAAAUUACAAUGUAAAUUUAUUAGGCUUUUUAAAUGUUUCUAGAAAAACAAAUUAAAUCAAAACUGAACCACUUGCCGGUUGGAAACCAUGGUAACAGACGAUCCUGUCCAAUGGGAGGGAAGGAGGGCGGGCAUCAGAAGGGGGCUGGAAUGAUCAUCUGCAAUCUAUGCAAAGAGGCGCUGAGCACCCCGAUGGAGAGCCACCUGGAAUGGAAUGGACACUGUUGGAUAAUGUUGAUUCAGUGAGAGGAACUUGGAAUAACUCAACAUGUUUUUUUUCCAAUGAUGGCCAUGGAAUUAUAAACCUACAGACUUCCCCGUUACAGAGAAACUGUACUAGAAGCUUACAUGCAGCCCCAGUAAAAUGAAUUGACAUCAAAGGAAGACACGUUUGAUUGGGCGGCAAUAGGACUUUCUCUGUCGACCGUUGUGGUGUUGUGCAGUUGUUGUUUUUUAGACUUGUAUACAAAACAAGUAGAGUUUUAGGCGUGCAAAAAAAAUGAAAACGAACAUUCAUGAUUUAAAAUUGUACGGAAUAAAGUUUGGACCUAA
This is a messenger RNA of Oncorhynchus mykiss (rainbow trout), 5176 nucleotides long. RefSeq names its product fibrosin-like 1 (gene fbrsl1). Lineage: Eukaryota; Metazoa; Chordata; Actinopteri; Salmoniformes; Salmonidae. The record is from RefSeq and is a predicted model, not a curated record.